GAGGAGCAGAGCAAACACUGAUUUUGCUUCCAGGCCUUUGCCUUGCAGCGGCCUCUCUGUCUGCAGCCAGCAGACUGCGGGAGAUGGCCUGAAGGAGCAUCAGAAAAUCCAGUCUCCGUGGCGGAGGUUCCUGCGGGACAUCAGCGGGGCUCCCGCUCUCCUCCCGGAGUUUUCCCGUUUCCCCCUUGCGCCUAGUGGAUGUACCAGAAAUAGGAGCAGUUGACCUUCCGCGACGUGGCCGUUGACUUCUCUCCGGAUGAGUGGGAAUGCCUGGACCCUCCUCAGCAGAGGCUGUAUAGGGAUGUGAUGGUAGAGAACUACAGAAACCUGGUCUCUGUGGAGCUCCGCUGAGGUCAUGUUGGAGUGUCAUAGAGAAGCCACAUCACUUUUACCACUCUCCAGAUUACCUUUGUGACUUGUGGAUCAUAGAGUCUAAUGCAUCGUCUUCAUGUUCUUCCCUCUGACUCUUUCUCAUCAUUGUACCCAGAACUUUUCACCAGAGCAGAUCCUAAAAUAUUCCUUCACAGAAGUGACCAAUGGAAGUUAUAGCCUUCAGCAUUUAUACUUAAGGGAGGACUGUGCAAAUGGAGAUGAGAAUAAAGCAGCAGCCUGCCAUGGUAGACAUAAGCAAUGUCUGAUCACAAGCAAUACCAAAGACAACAGAGAUCAAGAACAGAAAACAGCUCUGAAAAAAACUCAUGCAAGGCCAGAUACUUUUGAUGAGCCAUGUGUCUAUAACUGUAAAUAUCCACAGGAGAUUUUUCAACAUGACUUAACUUUGAAAGAAAGUUGGGAAGAUCUGAUAGAUAGAUUAAUUUUUCACUCAAGCAAUUUCAUAGACAAAGAAUUAAGAAACAGAGGACUGAUCUCUAAAAGUGAUCAAGCCGAGUCUUCCUAUCCUGGAAGAGCCAUACUCUUCAGUCAGCAAAUACCAGUCUCCUGUGGCCAAAAGCACAAUACUAAUGAUUGUGGAUUGCCUGCUACUGAUCCAUUAUUGCAUAGCCAAAAUGUAGAUACAGAAGUUUGGGAAACCCCUUACAUGUAUAAGGAAAUUAGCAAAGGUUUUAGCAGUGGAUCUUUACUAAAUAGUUGCGAUGAUGUGGUUAUCUUAGAGAAAUCUGGUCAGUGUGACAAAGUACAUAAUGACUUUGACCAUUGCUUGAGUCCCAACAACCAUCAAUGCACUCUUCCAAAGAAGCUUUUCAAUUGUGAUAAUUUCUUUACUCAAUGUUCAAAGCUUACUAUCCAUCAGGGUAACUAUAUUCAAGAUAAGCAUUACAAGAGUAAGCAUUACAAGAGUAUAGAUUGUGACACGAUGUUUAAUAAAACUUUAAAUGUUACUAGGCGUAAAAUUCAGCAUUCCAAGAAAACCUACAAAUGUAAUGAAUGUGGCAAAGCCUUUAAAUAUUGCUCAAGUUACAGAAAACACAGCAUAAUUCACACAGGAGAGAAACCCUACAAAUGUAAAUUAUGUGGAAAAUCCUUUACCCAGUGUGCAAGCCUUAAAAAACAUCAGAGAAUCCACACUGGAGAGAAACCCUACAGGUGUGAAGAAUGUGGCAGAAGCUUUAACCACUACUCAAUUCUUGGUCAACACCAGAGGAUUCAUACAGGAGAGAAACCCUACAAGUGUAAACAGUGUGGCAAGUCCUUUACUCAGUGUUCAAGCCUUCAGAAACACCAAGUAAUUCACACUGGAGAGAAGCCCUACAGAUGUGCAGAAUGUGGCAAAUCUUUUACCCAAAACUCAACCCUUAGUCAACACCAGAGAAUUCAUACUGGAGAGAAACCUUACAAAUGUGAAGAGUGUGGAAAGGCCUUUACCCAAUGUUCAAGCCUUAGAAAACAUCAAAGAAUUCACACUGGAGAGAAACCCUACAAAUGUGAAGUAUGUGGCAGAGCCUUUAACUGCCGCUCGUCUUUUACUAAACACAAGAGAAUUCACACAGGAGAGAAACCUUACAAAUGUAAAGACUGUGACAAAGCUUUUAUCCACUGCACAAAUCUUAUUCAACACCAGAGAAUCCAUACAGGAGAGAAACCAUACAAAUGUAAUGAAUGUGGGAAAUCCUUUAGUCAAUGUUCAAACCUUAGAAAGCAUGAGAGAAUUCAUACAUGAAAAAAACUAACAAAUGUAAAGAAUCUAGUAAAUCUUUCAUCCAUAGUCAGAAA
Molecule: messenger RNA, 2172 nt
Organism: Mus caroli (Ryukyu mouse)
Lineage: Eukaryota; Metazoa; Chordata; Mammalia; Rodentia; Muridae
Source: RefSeq, a predicted model, not a curated record